GAUAUCCGGUUCUUCCGGGCGCUUGGGGAGCUGACGGAGAAGGCCACCGCCCAGCCGAAGACGCGUCUCAGCCGGUGUAGUCGUGGUUCCCGCGGUGUGUGAGUGAGCCCGGGCCCGGUCCCCUCUCCCGCCGCCGCCAUGGGCUGCACGUUGAGCGCCGAGGACAAGGCGGCGGUGGAACGGAGCAAGAUGAUUGACCGCAACUUGCGGGAGGACGGGGAGAAAGCGGCCAAAGAAGUGAAGCUGCUGCUUCUCGGUGCUGGAGAGUCUGGUAAAAGUACCAUUGUGAAACAGAUGAAAAUCAUUCAUGAGGAUGGCUAUUCAGAGGACGAAUGUAAACAGUAUAAAGUAGUUGUCUACAGCAAUACUAUUCAGUCCAUCAUUGCAAUCAUAAGAGCCAUGGGGCGGUUAAAGAUUGAUUUUGGGGAAGCUGCCAGAGCAGAUGACGCCCGACAGUUAUUUGUCCUAGCUGGCAGUGCUGAAGAAGGAGUCAUGACUUCAGAACUUGCAGGCGUGAUUAAACGGCUAUGGCGAGAUGGUGGGGUGCAGGCAUGUUUCAGCAGGUCCAGGGAAUAUCAGCUCAAUGAUUCUGCUUCAUAUUACCUAAAUGAUUUGGAUAGAAUAUCCCAGAACAACUACAUUCCAACUCAACAAGAUGUUCUUCGGACGAGAGUGAAGACUACAGGCAUUGUGGAGACACACUUCACCUUCAAGGAGCUAUACUUCAAAAUGUUUGAUGUAGGUGGCCAAAGAUCAGAACGGAAAAAAUGGAUUCACUGUUUUGAGGGAGUGACAGCAAUUAUCUUUUGUGUGGCCCUCAGUGACUAUGAUCUUGUUCUGGCUGAGGAUGAAGAAAUGAACCGGAUGCAUGAAAGCAUGAAAUUGUUUGACAGCAUUUGUAACAACAAAUGGUUUACAGACACGUCAAUCAUCCUCUUUCUUAAUAAGAAAGACCUUUUUGAGGAAAAAAUAAAGAGGAGCCCAUUAACGAUCUGUUACCCGGAAUACACAGGUUCCAAUACAUACGAAGAGGCAGCAGCUUACAUUCAGUGCCAGUUUGAAGAUCUGAACCGAAGAAAAGAUACCAAGGAGAUCUACACUCACUUCACCUGUGCCACAGACACCAAAAAUGUGCAGUUUGUUUUUGAUGCUGUUACAGAUGUCAUCAUUAAAAACAACUUAAAGGAAUGUGGACUUUAUUGAGAAGAUGGCCAUAGUAAAAGCUACUACAGUGAGGAGUGUUGAGACCAGACAUCAUCAUCUGCUGUGUCUUGAGUCAGCUACAAGCAUGACGGGACCAGGGAAUGGCAGCAGCAUGCAGACUCUUAGCACUCUUUAACACAAUCUUCUGUAUUAGGGAAUGUUUAGUUGGCAUGAGAUGUUCAAGUCAGACAUUGGAAUUGGAACAACUGUAAAGUGUGCGUGACUCACCAAGGCAUCAUUGGAUUUUAUAAUCUCAAAUGUUCAGGGCAUAUUGAAGUUGAGGUGCUGCAUUCCAGAACUUAAAUAUGUAGCUUACUUUUUUCUUCUUUUUAACAAAUCACCAGUAGUUAAUUUCUAAGGUUUUUCUCAUUAAGAGAAGAAAAACUAAAAAAAACCUUACUUGUUUGCAAAAGAAUCUUCUGAGAACCCGGUCUUAACUAUGCACAUGAUGUGAGCAGACAUCUUGAAAAUAUUCCUCUUAGUAGGAACUGUUUGUUUUUAACUCUUGGUACAGUCAGGUGUAAUAUUUCCAUAAUUAAAAUUCUUCCUGGUUAUUGGGACUACAUUAAUACAGCUUUUCUGAAUGAAAUCUAUGUUCCUGUCAUGUUUACAGUGCCAUGGUGGCUUCUAAACAGCAGUUACUUUGGAGAGCUCGACAGUCUGCUUCUAGCUCUUAUUUCUUUAAGCUUAUGGUGGAAGGUUAAUCUUGUUAUGCUGAUUACCAAAUUACUAGAUGAGUACUGACGUAAUAAGGCAAACUCCGCUUCUUGACAGACACACCCAGGAUGACUGUCAAUUAGAGAUGCAAAUUGCUAAAUUGAGAACCAAUGACUUGCUGCUACAGAUCUGCUAAACUGACCACUUUGAUUCUUGCCUGUUUGUCUCAGUCUUGGGGAAUUUUGUAUAAGGUGCCCCUUGUUUUCCAUCUUUGUGGCCUUUUUUGUUGGAAGACAUCUAAAAUGUAUUAACAGUGCAUGCUUUUCCUUUGUAAAUGUGGUGCCAAAUCCCUGUUCGCCAUCGUUUCUACUGUAGCCAUGUUGUAGUAGUAAUCCUCAGUCAGUAUGUUCUUUUUCUAAAACUUGCAUUUUGGGACUUUUUUCCACUUUGUCAUGUGUACAGAUUUUAAUCUGUUACAGUUGGCAGCAGUAUUAAAAUGGUGAGUAAAGAGUCCAGGAUUGCUCCUGCUUGUAACUAGUCCUUUCUGGAAAUCCUGUCUUCUGUUUCCUUUUCCUCUGCUGAGUAUGCUUUGGCCUUUGUCUGAGAGUGGGUUUAAAUAGAAAGAGGUCUCUGAAAGUCUAGUUCCUUGAUGUAAUAGUAUUAUCAAAUGUAGGACUGAGGGCUUUAUGUCCGGUCUAUGUACAAGGGAUAUGAGUCAUAACCCAGCUUCCCGAUUUACAUGCUUGUGAGAGCUACAGUCCUUCUGUACAGUCUAUAGCAAAUGUCAUGAAACACUGAGCGGACCACUGAGGGAUGGCAAACAGAGAAAAUGCGUUUGAGCAUUUCAGAUCAGUAGUUUGAGCAGUGCCUUUUGAGGUCCAGUCUUUUUAGGUUGGAUCCAUUUCAUCUUUUGAUGUUACCUCCUACUCAUUUAAAAGGUUGGUGGUCAGAACUGCUUCAGAAAGCAAGCCACAAUGACCAGUGCCCUUGCUGGCAGCUUUAAAAAGUUUUAAUUAUCGUGGGAAAUCAUUAUUAUGCAGACAGUAUAACUAUUAUCUGACAAGCAUUUCUUUAGGGCUAGGAAAAUACCAUCUGUAAGAAAGAAAAGUCUUGAUUUCAAUCAGCAAUUGACUUAAUUCCACAGUGUAAGGGGUUCAUAAGUCUUACUCUGAAUUUGUCUUUCCUUUAUUGUAUUCUGUAAUAUAAAAACAUCCAGAAAUGAGAACUAGUGAAAUGAUGUUUUCAUAACUUUUCUAUACUUUGGGUUUAAUGAAAUGGUCUUGAUAAUUAAAAUAAUAGAUAAUCCAAAUUUAAUUUUACUGUAGAAUGCAUUUUGUAUUUUCAUUUGAAUCUGUCUAUUUUUUAAACCUUUCUGUUAAUUAAAAAUAGAAAUUCUCUAC
Peromyscus eremicus (cactus mouse) is the source of this 3260-nucleotide messenger RNA. RefSeq names its product G protein subunit alpha i3 (gene Gnai3). The record is from RefSeq and is a predicted model, not a curated record. Gene Ontology annotation, biological process: adenylate cyclase-modulating G protein-coupled receptor signaling pathway. Gene Ontology annotation, cellular component: heterotrimeric G-protein complex. The coding region runs from base 139 to 1203 and encodes 354 amino acids. Lineage: Eukaryota; Metazoa; Chordata; Mammalia; Rodentia; Cricetidae. Gene Ontology annotation, molecular function: G-protein beta/gamma-subunit complex binding; GTP binding; GTPase activity. The transcript is spliced from 9 exons.